AUGAGGAUGGGUCUAGUCGAUAUCAUGCUGGAUUUAAUAUGGAUCUGUUCUGAUUGGCUAAAUAAUUUCUGGUACAUUCCAGCCAAUCAGCGUUUUGCGUGUAUUCUAAAUGUAGAAUUUUCUGACAGAGAGGAUGCCGCACCAAGGAUCAUACGACUAAACAAUGCUGAGACUUCUCAGACACCGUCAGACAUGCAGGCCUCGCCAUCCUUGAAACGGAGAGUUGCUUUGAUUCGAUAUCCUAAGCCGAGACCAAUGGUAUCACAUGCUACUAAAUUUAAACUGAAAUUAUUCAAGAAGAAAAAGAAAGCAAAGGUGGGGAAAGUCAUACACCACCACAAACACGAAGGUCACGUAGAUCACGUUCACAAACAUGAGGGUCAUGCAAAACACAGCCACAAACACCAUGGUGAGCAGAAACACUCUCACAAACACCAUGGAGACGCUAAACAUAGCCAUAAACACCAUGGGGAAGGCAAACAUAGUCACAAACAUCAUGGACACACUGACCAUCACCACAAACACCAUGGACACAGCGAGCAUUCCCAUAAACACCAUGGUCAUGGGAAACACUCUCAUCACCACCAUGGUGAACAUGAACAUAAGCACGGACACCACGGUCACCACGAACAUGGACACAAACACCACGGACACUCGGAACAUCAACACAAACACCACGGCCAUUCGCAGCACCACCACAAACACCACGGGCACGGUGAACAUAAGCAUAAACACCAUGGAGAAGCUAGUCACAAACAUAAACAUCACGGACAUAGUGAGCACAAGCACAAGCAUCAUGGACAUCACGAACACGGGCAUAAACACCACGGCCAUCAAGAACACGGGCACAAGCAUCAUGGCCAUCAAGAGCAUGGCCACAAGCAUCAUGGUCACAACGAGCAUUCUCACAAACACCAAGGCCAUGCAGAACAUCACCAUAAACAUCACGGACAUGGCGAACACGAGCACAAACACCACGGACAUGCUUCACAUCACCACAAACAUCACGGAGAAUCGAAACACCAUCACGCCCAUCACGGUCAUGGAGAGCACAGUCAUAAACAUCACGGCCAUCACGACCACGGACACAAACAUCACGGACAUACAGACCAUGGACAUCACCACCACGGUAGUGCUAAACACGAACACAAACAUCACGGCCACGGAGACCACCACCAUAAACAUCAUGGAGAAGGCAAACACGUGCAUAAACAUCAUGGUCACGGAGAACACGACCAUAAACACCACGGACAUCACGAACACGGUCAUAAACAUCACGGACAUUCGGACCAUUCGCACAAACACCACGGUCACGCGUCUCACGGACACAAACAUCACGGCCAUGCGGAACAUUCCCAUAAACACCACGGCCAUGGGAAACACGAGCAUCACCACCACGGAGACACCAAACACGAGCAUAAACACCACGGAGAUGCUAAGCAUCACCAUGGACAUCACGGGCACUCAGAUCACAGCCACAAACACCACGGACACUCCGAUCAUCACCACAGCCAUCACGGGCACAGCAAACACGAACACAAACACCACGGUAGUCACGGACAUGAACAUAAACACCACGGAGACAACAAGCACGAGCAUAAACACCACGGGCAUAGUCACCACGAACAUAAGCACCACGGGCACUCAGACCACAGCCACAAGCACAGCGGCCACGGGCAUCACGAGCACAAACAUAAGGGACAUGGUGAGCAUAAACAUAAACACGGCGUCGGUGGAAAGGGACAUCACGACAGUGACCAUGAGCAUGAUGAACACGAGUACGAUGAUCAUGACUUUCUUGAGACAAACGUUCAGCCUGUGACCUCAGUAGACAUGAACACUGGAAUUUUGAAAACGGGAAGUAAAAAUACAGCAUCUACAGCAAGUAAGCCUAUAGCAUACAAUAAAGCAUCUGUUUCGAUACAGAGCAAUGAAAAAUCUGUUGAAAGAGAUGCAAAAAUGCAAAGUAGGCCUAUUACAAAACCCGAAGUCAACGUGAAACAAGAGAAACAUUCAAGUAAGAACAAGGAAGGAUCACCCUUAAGUUCUGAAGAUUUUAAAUUUGAUUCGUCAGAGUUUUCAUUUUCCUUCGAAGAUGCAGAUUUUAAGUCCCUAGAAAAAGAAAUUGCUGAAAUUGAAAAGGAGAUGGGCAGUGAAUCUUGA
Messenger RNA from Macrosteles quadrilineatus (aster leafhopper), 2163 nucleotides. Its product is annotated as filaggrin-2-like. The transcript has 4 exons. The record is from RefSeq and is a predicted model, not a curated record. Bases 1 to 2163 code for a protein of 720 amino acids. NCBI's taxonomy places the organism in Eukaryota, Metazoa, Arthropoda, Insecta, Hemiptera, Cicadellidae.